Peromyscus eremicus (cactus mouse) is the source of this 2676-nucleotide messenger RNA. Its product is annotated as zinc finger protein 420-like. NCBI's taxonomy places the organism in Eukaryota, Metazoa, Chordata, Mammalia, Rodentia, Cricetidae. Gene Ontology annotation, biological process: regulation of transcription by RNA polymerase II. The record is from RefSeq and is a predicted model, not a curated record. Gene Ontology annotation, cellular component: nucleus. Gene Ontology annotation, molecular function: RNA polymerase II cis-regulatory region sequence-specific DNA binding; DNA-binding transcription activator activity, RNA polymerase II-specific. The transcript has 8 exons.
AUGAACAAGAGCAGUCUCCUGGAUGGCUUGGCUGCUGAUAUGGAUACCACAGCUCUGGGGAGAAAAAGAUACAGAAAACCUUUGAAGCAUAGAGCUCAUCCUCCUACAUGGGGACAGCUCAAGAAAUUGACUUCAGAAAGAGAAGCAAUAGUUUUUCUGGCUGCAAAACCUUUGAGUGCUACAACUUUGUUCCGUGCUAUGCUGUCCAUGAUAAAUAAACAGGUAACGGUGAUUGAUCGUACUUACUGGGCUUAUUUUCUGGAUCCUCCAAUUAACAAAGGAGAUAUUAAACCAGAUAAUGUGCAGGAUGUGGUGGCACACUCCUCUAAUCCCAGCAUGCAGAGUAGAGGUCAGAAAGUCAUCUAUUCCUUGUUCCUGAAAGAGAACAUCAGAGAAAAGAAACAGAAAGAAAUGGCUGAUUUUCCAGUAUGUAUUUUCCAGGGUCCAUUGAAAUUCCAGGAUGUGACUGUGGUCUUCUCCCAAGAGGAGUGGGAAUGCCUGGACACUGCUCAGAGGGCUUUAUACAUUGAUGUGAUGUUGGAGAAUUACAGCAACCUGGUCUCUGUUGGGAACUAUUACAAACAUGAUUCUGUUCAUCAACAUGUGAAGACUGAAAACGAGUCUUGUCAGUAUAAUGAGCUUGGCAAAGUGCUUCAUGACCCCUCCACAUGUGCUCGUGAUAAAACAGGUAAAAUUCCAGAAAACUCUAAUAACUACAGGUGCAGUAAUUAUAGGGAGGCCUUUAUUGAGUCUUCAAACUCACAUAGACAUGAAAGCAUGCACACUGGAGAAGAACCUUGCAAAUCUAAAGACUGUGAGAAGUCUUUAAAUUUGAGUCCCAACAGUACUCGAGAUCAGAGACUCUACAUUGCAAAGAAAGAGAACAGGCAGGGAGAAUAUGAUGACUAUUUCAGCUCUGCACACAGUCUGUUCAAACAACCAUUCUACAUUGGAGAGAAAGCCCAGCAGUGUGGGAAAUGUGAGAAAUGCUUCAGUAAUGCCUCAAGCCUCACUGUACUUCAGAAAAUUCAUACUGGAGAGAACUCUUACAAAUGUAUACAACAUGACAAAUCCUUUACCUGGGACUCAUAUCUUAGAAGACAAAGUAGGGUUCAUACAGAAGAGAGACCUUACAGAUGUAAGGAAUGUGACAAAUCCUUUACCACUUGUGGAAAUCUUAGAAGACAUCAGAGAAUUCACACAGGGGAGAAACCUUACAAAUGUAUGGAAUGUGACAAGUCCUUUAACCAAAACUUACAUCUUAGAAAACAUCAGAGGGUUCAUACUGGAGAGAGACCUUACAGUUGUCAGGAGUGUGGCAAAUCUUUGUCUACACUUUCAACUCUUAUAAAUCAUCAGAAACUACAUACCGGAGAGAAUCUUUACAAAUGCAGGGAUUGUGACAAAUCCUUUACUACAGGCUCACAUCUUAGUGUACAUCAGAAAAUUCAUACUGGAGAGAAACCUUACAAAUGUAGGGAAUGUGACAAAUCUUUUAGUAUGUGCUCAUAUCUUAGACAACAUCAGAAAAUUCAUACUAGAGAGAAACCUUACAAACACAAAGACUAGAGAUUUUACAGGUGUAAGGAAUGUGACAAGUCUUUCACUAGCUGCUCAUAUCUUAGAGCACAUCAGAGAAUUCACACUGGGGAGAAACCUUACAAAUGUAUGGAAUGUGACAAGUCCUUUACCCAAAACUCACAACUUAAAACACAUCAAAGGGUUCAUACUAGAGAGAGAUCUUACAGAUGUAAGGAUUGUGGCAUAUCUUUCUCUACACAUUCAACUCUGGUAAGGCAUCAGAAACUACAUACUGGAGAGAAACUUUACAAAUGUAGGGAAUGUAACAAAUCUUUCACUAGGUGCUCAUAUCUUAAAAAACACCAGAAAAUUCAUACUGGAGAGAAACCUUACAAAUGUGGAGAAUGUGACAUGUCCUUUACUCAGGCUUCACAUUUGAAAAGACAUCAAAGAAUUCAUACUGGAGAGAAACCUUACAAAUGUGGAGAAUGUGACAUGUCCUUUACUCAGGGUUCACAUUUGAAAAGACAUCAAAGAAUUCAUACUGGAGAAAAACCUUACAAAUGUGGAGAAUGUGACGUGUCCUUUACUCAGGGUUCACAAUUGAAAAGACAUCAGAGAAUACAUACAGGAGAGAGACCUUAUAGUUGUAAGAAAUGUGAUAAAUACUUUACAAGUUCUGAAAAUCUUAGAAGUCAUCAGAGGGUCCACACUGGGGAGAGACCUUACAAAUGCAUGGAAUGUGAUAUGUCCUUUAUCCAGUACUCACAUCUUAAAAGACACCAGAGGGUUCAUACCAGAGAAAGGCCUUACAGAUGUAAGGAAUGUGACAAAUCCUUUUCCUGUUGCUCAAAUCUUAGAAGACAUCAGAGAAUUCACACUGGGGAGAAACCUUACAAAUGUAUGGAAUGCAAAAAGUCCUUUAACCAAAACUCACAACUUAAAACACAUCAAAUAAUUCAUACCGGAGAGAAACCUUACAAAUGUGGAGAAUGUGACAUGUCCUUUACUCAGGGUUCACAUUUGAAGAGACAUCAGAGAAUACAUACAGGAGAGAGACCUUACAGUUGUGAGAAAUGUGAUAAAUACUUUAGAAGUUCUGAAAAUCUUAGAAGACAUCAGAGGGUCCACACUGGGAUGAGACAUGUAAUGUGA